Molecule: messenger RNA, 1299 nt
Organism: Mercenaria mercenaria
Lineage: Eukaryota; Metazoa; Mollusca; Bivalvia; Venerida; Veneridae
Product: beta-lactamase domain-containing protein 2-like
Exons: 1
Coding region: 1-1299 (432 amino acids)
Source: RefSeq, a predicted model, not a curated record
AUGGCGUUUAUAAAACGGAGUGCUAUACUUUGCGGUUUUCUUUUACCUUUACCAUGUUUAAAAUCAUUCUUGGAACCUACGCUUCCAGUUGUUUUUGAUGGAUAUUAUCAUCCAGCUUUUCAGAGUGUAGCUGACAAAUUCAAGGCCAAUUUGAAAAGUGGAAAAGAACGCGGUGGGGCACUGGCGGUAUAUCACAAAGGACGCUUGGUACUGGACAUAUGGGGAGGUUAUGCUGACGAGGAAGCCCAGCGUCCAUGGCAAAAUGAUACCAUGACAAUUGGAUAUUUAAACACGAAAGGUAUCGCCGCUGUAGUUAUUGCAAGAAUGGCUGAAAAGGGUUUUAUCAAUUACAAGAGCCUUGUUUCUGACUACUGGCCAGAGUUCGCUCAAAAUGACAAAGAAAAUAUUACUGUUGAAAUGCUACUUAGUCAUCAAGCAGGUUUAGCAGUUCUUGAUAAGCCGAUAAAUCUUCUUGAUAUCAGAGAUAAUCCUGAAAAAGUUGAGGAAAGUUUGUGCUCUCAGAGACCUAUAUGGCCAGUCGGUUCAUUACAUGGAUAUCAUUCAAUAACGUAUGGACCUUAUGUUGAUACUCUCAUCAGAAAGGCAGACCCGAAAGAAAGAAACACUCAAAAGAUAUUCCAAGACGACAUUGCUGGACCUUUUGAAAUAGACUUGUUCAUGAACACGCCAAGAGACAAAUACUAUCGCGUUGCUCGAUUAUACGAAGAUCCUAGCUGGAAAGCUCUCUUAAAAUCCUUAACUGACUUUAAAAUUGCGUCUGUUAUGAUGAGGUGGAUUUUAUUUCCAAAUUCUAUAAUGGCACGAGCUGUGAGUUCAGUGACAGAGUUUUCCAAAGGAUUUUUUGUUGAAAAUAAUCCUUAUUAUCGGGAAAUAACAUUAUCUUGUUGCCAUGGCACUGGUACGGCGCGUGGAUUCGCCAAAGUAUACGGUAUUUUAAGUAAUGGUGGCAUGGAAGGAAAGCAUCGUUUGUUAUCUGAAGACGCUAUUAAGGUAAUGACAACACCCCUGGUGUCAGGAUUAGACGCUUCCUUAGGUAUAGAGACAAGGUUUGGACCUGGAACAGGCUUCAAAAACAACCCAAAAGGGGAGCUAAUGUUUGGACACACUGGCUACGGCGGCCAAGUUGCCAUGGCUGACCUUUCAAACCGUCUCGGUAUCGCAUACCUCACUAACUAUAUUUCAAUGUAUGGAAUGGGAGAUGAUCCCAGAUACGUGGACCUAGAAAACGAACUAUAUAAGUGCUUAGAUAAUUAUAUUGAACAAGAAGGAUUAACUUAA